AUGGAGGAGGAGAGGAAGAUUAGCAUCGCUGAAUUAGUGGCCGUGAAUGAAGGAAACGGACCUUACAGCUACGCCCAGAACUCUUCCUAUCAGAAGGGUUUAAUUGCACGUAUAAAGAUGAAUAUCGUGGAAGUAAUCACCGUGUAUUGCCCUAUUGUACAGAAAGGAGUCGCUGUUGCCGCCAUGGAUAUCAUCAAGGAAGCUCUACUCACCACCCUUGAUCUCAAUGACCUCUCUUUAUCCUCUUCAAACCCCAUCAUCAGAAUAGCAGACUUUGGUUGCUCCACAGGUCUCAAUUCCAUUCAAGCCAUUGAAACCAUAAUAAAAUGCCUGUUGGACCUCAUCAAACCCAUCAAACAACCUCAAUUUGGUGCCCUCGAGUUCCAAGCCAUCUUCAACGACCUCCCCACCAAUGACUUCAACACGCUAUUCGCCAAUCUCCCACCCGAGAGACAGCAGUACUUUGCCCUGGCGGCCCCGGGGUCAUUCCACAGCCGUCUCCUACCGAGCACGUCCCUACACUUUGCAUACUCGUCCUUCACAAUCCACUUUCUGUCCCAACCUCCGCAAGAGAUAUUGGACGAGUCUUCCCGUGCUUGGAAUGGAGAGAGAAUUCACUACGUGAGCUCAGCCGCGGAGGUCAUUGGCGCUUACUCUGCUCAGUUCGGGAGAGACAUGGAUGCAUUUCUCAGCGCAAGAGCAGAGGAGAUGGUUGGCGGAGGAUUGGUAUUCAUUGUUGUUCCUGGUGAGCCGGAUUUGGUUCAUGAUUCUCAGACAACUAUAGGGUCGGAGAUUGAGCUGCUGGGUUCGUGCCUGGUGGACAUGGCCAAUAAGGGGAUUAUAAGCAAAGCCAAAGUAGAGAGCUUCAACGUGCCAAUCUAUUUCCUAUCAGAAGAGGAGCUGAAAGGAGCGAUCGAUCGAAACGGGUUCUUCUACAUCGAGAGGAUUCAGACCCUGGACCACCCGAAAAUGCACGUCACUUUUUCCACUCUUGAAUCGCGCUCUCUCUACUUAAGAGCGGCAUUCGAGGGGUUAUUGCGCCGUCAUUUUGGUGAUGAACUGAUCGUCGAUGAUUUAUUCCACAAGUACUCGCUGAAAGUGGCGGAAUCUCCCUUUUUCCUGAACCCAGAAAGCCACGAAACCAUCACAUUCUUUGUAGUCCUUAAGCGUAAAAUGUAUGAAGAGAAUUUGUAG
Eucalyptus grandis is the source of this 1194-nucleotide messenger RNA. RefSeq names its product probable S-adenosylmethionine-dependent methyltransferase At5g38780. The record is from RefSeq and is a predicted model, not a curated record. The transcript has 3 exons. The coding region runs from base 1 to 1194 and encodes 397 amino acids. NCBI's taxonomy places the organism in Eukaryota, Viridiplantae, Streptophyta, Magnoliopsida, Myrtales, Myrtaceae. Gene Ontology annotation, biological process: methylation. Gene Ontology annotation, molecular function: S-adenosylmethionine-dependent methyltransferase activity.